Messenger RNA from Artibeus jamaicensis (Jamaican fruit-eating bat), 810 nucleotides. RefSeq names its product hematopoietic cell signal transducer (gene HCST). Gene Ontology annotation, cellular component: membrane. Gene Ontology annotation, molecular function: signaling receptor binding; phosphatidylinositol 3-kinase binding. The record is from RefSeq and is a predicted model, not a curated record. NCBI's taxonomy places the organism in Eukaryota, Metazoa, Chordata, Mammalia, Chiroptera, Phyllostomidae. Bases 345 to 701 code for a protein of 118 amino acids. The transcript is spliced from 6 exons. Gene Ontology annotation, biological process: positive regulation of phosphatidylinositol 3-kinase/protein kinase B signal transduction; regulation of immune response.
AGAGCCUGGGAUACUGGACUCCUGAAGGAGGAGAAGGGCACUGGGUACCUGGACUUAAUGGGACUCUGUCCAGGGGGUGCUGGAGACCUCAACUCCUGGGCCCCGGGCUUGUGCCGGGGAUGCGUGCAAUAUUAGAGGGUUGUGGGAGAAGAGGCCUGGGAUCCAGACUUCCUGGUCUCCGGGGAGGAAAGGUCUGUAGCUCCAGGCCCAGAAAAGCAGCAAAAGCAUGUGGGCAGAUGCCUGGACCAGCUCCGGCACUGACCAAUUAGUAGAGACCAAGACCUAAAAAAGCACACCUGGAAAACUGAUAAAUAUUCUGCUGAAACCCUCCCCUAAGACAUACCAUGAGAUUCCUGCCUGCAAGAGAGAGAACCUGUCUGGACUACAGCCUUCGCCAGACCCCUUCCAGCCCCCAGCCCACCAUGAUCCCUCCAAGCAACAUGGUGCUCCUGCUUUUACUCCCAGUGGCUGCUGCUCAGAUAAUCCCAGGUGAGAAAUCAACACACCCACUUUACCAUGCUUCUUCAGGUUCCUAUUCCGGAUGUGGGCCCCUCCCCGUGCCACUCCUUGUAGGCCUUGUGGCUGCUGAUGCCAUGGUAUCUCUGCUAAUCGUUGUGGUGGUGUUUAUGUGUGCCAGCCCACGUGACAGGCCCACCCAAGAAGAUGGUAAAGUCUACAUCAACAUGCCUGGCAGGGGCUGACCCCCUGUAACUUCAACCUUUGACUUCUGACCCUUUUAUUCUGGAUUGUGUGUGAUGGCACAGGAAACCCACUCCCCCAUUUGGGUUGGAAUAAAGCAAUUGAAAUACC